UGUCCAUCGCCUUGCUUCUGCAACCAUCCCAGUAGGAUUGUUUAUUGCUCGAAGAAGAAUCUGACUCGCAUUCCGAACUCCAUACCAGGAAACACUCUGCAACUGAUCCUCAACUUCAACCAGUUCCAGUCGAGUCGGAUCUCGGUUCAAAACUUCAGCAACUUUUCCUCGCUAGAGCAUCUCUACCUGAGCAAAUGUGGCAUCGAAUAUAUCGAGGUGGAUACGUUCAUCGUUGUGAAGAAACUCCAGUGGCUCGAUUUGAGCAACAACAAGAUUCGCUAUCUCAAAGGAUCGGCGUUCAAUGGACUCUCCCUCAAACAUCUCUUUUUGAACGGGAAC
Molecule: messenger RNA, 339 nt
Organism: Helobdella robusta
Lineage: Eukaryota; Metazoa; Annelida; Clitellata; Rhynchobdellida; Glossiphoniidae
Exons: 1
Molecular function (GO): protein binding
Source: RefSeq, a predicted model, not a curated record